AUGACCACAGCAGUGACUAACAGCGGUGGCACGAGGGUUUUCAUGAGGAGACUAGAGAGCAUGCUGUGCCUGUUUGCAGCCUUGUCAGUGAUGGUGCAGCUCAGCAUUGGCCUCCCUCCCAGAAUUAAUCAGACCCAUCUGCUGCCCUCCUCCCUGAAGAUCCGCAGGGUGGGUCUGAAAUUUCAGGGUUCAACUUUCACCCUCGAAGGCUUUCCAUUCCAGAUCAUAGCAGGUACCAUGCACUACUUCAGGGUGCCCAGGGAAUACUGGAUGGAUCGUUUGCAGAAGUUAAAGGCCUGUGGCUUCAACACCCUCACCACACAUGUACCCUGGAAUCUCCACGAGCCAAUUAGGGGACAGUAUUAUUUCACCAAGAACCUGGAUUUGGAGUCUUUUAUAUCCAUGGCCUCACAGCUUGAUAUCUGGGUCAUUCUUUGUCCAGGUCCCUAUAUUGGUAGUGACUUAGACCUUGGAGGCUUGCCCAGUUGGUUGCUCAGGGAUGCAAAAAUGAAGCUGAGAACAACUUACCGGGGCUUCAUUAAAGCGAUGAAUCUCUAUUUUGAUCAGCUGAUUCCCAAGAUAGCAAAACUCCAGUAUUUCCAGAGAGGGCCCAUCAUUGCUGUGCAGGUUGAGAAUGAAUACGGUUCAUACAAUCUGGAUAGAAAAUACAUGUCAUAUGUUAAAAAGGCCCUGGUGACAAGAGGGAUCAAAGUGAUGCUCAUGACUGCAGAUGAUGGGGCAGACCUGAAAAACGGACACUUGAAGAAUGAACUCGCCACAGUCCACAUGAUGAAUAUACAGAGAAAAACUUACCAAGACCUCUCAUCAAUGCAGGGUUCUAGUCCUAUAUUGAUGACAGUAUACACAGCAGCAUCUGCUGACGUGUGGGGACGCCUCCGUCAAACUUCUGAUCCACAAGUGCUGAUGAAGGAUGUGCGUGAAAUGUUCAGUUUCAACUUCUCCCUCAACUUCCAUAUGUUCCAUGGUGGCACCAACUUUGGAUUCAUGGCUGGAGCUAAGAUUUUGGAUCAGUACUCCCCUGUGAUCACCAGUUAUGACUACGGGUCUCUGCUGAGAGAAGGUGGGGAGUACACACCUGAGUACACUGUGUUUCAAGACUUUUUUAGCUCUGUAACAGUGUUCCCCAACACCAACAAACUAGAACGUAAGCGGAAGCUGCUAUACAGGUCAUUGACAUCAUUCCACUUCGUGUCACUGUGGGAUAUCCUGCCCUAUCUGGAACAGCCAACCAGGUCAAUGAAGCCCAUUUCCAUGGAGAUGCUGCCCGUGAAUGGCAACAGUGGCCAGGCCUUUGGGUACACACUUUAUGAGACUACUGUGUUGUCUGCAAACCACCUGGAUUCCAGGGGUCACGUUCAAGAUCGGGGCCAGGUUGUGUUUCUGAAUGAAAAAUUUGUUGGAAUCCUGGAUCAUACUACUGAUAAGCUGACUAUUAUAAAACAAGAUUACCAGAACUCCUAUCUUCUGAGGAUCCUGGUGGAGAAUCAAGGCCGACUUUCUUCUGGGAAGGAUAUCAGUUUGGAGAGAAAAGGUUUAACUGGGGAUGUCUAUAUGGACAAUCAUCCAUUAAGAGCAUUUACAAUCUACAAUCUGGAGAUGAAAAAUAACUUUAUGCAAAGGAAACUCCCCAUGUUGUGGAGACCAGUCACAAAUAAUGUUAAGGGACCUGCCUUCUACCUUGGUUUUUUGAGAGUUGGUGUGAACCCAAAAGAUACUUACAUUAAACUUGAGGGCUGGAAUAAGGGAGUUGUAUUCAUCAAUGGGCAAAACCUAGGGCGCUACUGGGCUAUUGGUCCCCAGGAAACCCUUUACCUACCAGGAUCCUGGCUUCAACCUGGAAGAAAUGAGAUCAUCGUGUUUGAGGAAUUGGAGCCCGGCAAAGAGAUCCAGUUCCGAGAGACGCCCAUCCUGGGUAUGGCAUGCUAA
Ochotona curzoniae (black-lipped pika) is the source of this 1947-nucleotide messenger RNA. RefSeq names its product beta-galactosidase-1-like protein 2. Gene Ontology annotation, cellular component: vacuole. The transcript has 21 exons. Gene Ontology annotation, molecular function: beta-galactosidase activity. Gene Ontology annotation, biological process: carbohydrate metabolic process. Lineage: Eukaryota; Metazoa; Chordata; Mammalia; Lagomorpha; Ochotonidae. The record is from RefSeq and is a predicted model, not a curated record. The coding region runs from base 1 to 1947 and encodes 648 amino acids.